GUAAUGAUUAUUGUUCAAAAUUAGUGAGUUGGACACAAUAGGUGGUCGGUUACUUUUAUCUUCGUUUACAUUUGUUCUACACAGUUUGAACCACUCAAACUUUCGUUCAUUUUAUGACGCACAUAUAGUCGAAAACUAUAAGCUGAGAACAAUAACUAUAAAAACCAUUUAUCGAUAAUCAUAUUUUGCACUGCAACGUUUUUUUUCGUCAAUUUGCGUGUGGGCAUAAAUAAAUAGCAAAUGAGUUAAGUGCGUGAAAAAUGGACUUGGAAAAAGAAGACCGGGAGCAGAAAAAGGCGGAAGAAACAGGUUCAACAGAGGUCAACAAUGCAUUUCUGACAGACCCCUCGACUAAUAAAGAAGAUUCAGAAGGGCAGGACAAUGAAAGAAAAGAGGCAGCAGAUCCUAAGUUGGGCGUAGACGGUACAGCUGCGGUAGUCGAGUUGGAUUCGGAGGAGAAUAAGGGCGAGGGUGAGAUGCGAACAAUCACACGACUCACAAGUACACCAGCCACAUCACACAAAAAUUCCAAAUUGGUGAAAUUUGACCGAGAGACAACCGAUUUAUCCGAGAUGACGGUUCAGAGGUUCAAUAACCGAAUGAGCAGCACCCGAGAAGCACCCAAGACACCCGAGAGGAGUCUGGCAUUCGACCCCUGCAGAUUACCGGAGACACCUCUGGAGCACCAGCCGAGAACUCUCUACUUGCUCGCAACAGAUACUCCCAAGAGGGCCCCGCCCAUUAAGGCUUGGCGAGGAUACGGGGGAAACAUUUACUUCGAACCGGUCAACCUAAAGAAAGCUCCCAUUGGGUCCAAACCCUCGACCACAAUUUCUCUGUACAACCCACCAGUGAGCCAGGAACUAACCAGGCGAAGCUCACUAAACUACAAGCUAGCUAGUUAUUACGAACAGCAUCAAAGUUAUGAGUAUAAACUACCACCUGUUGUCGCACCUGUUCAUUAUGACGUCACAAUGAUCGAAGAUUGCGACGGGAAAGUCGGACGAGCGGGUAAAAAUUGGGCUCACGACGAGCGAAGGUGGAUGCGAGGUCUACAGUCGACAGGAAGCCUUCGGCUUUUGCCCUCGCAAGUGACGAGAAGCGCACGACCGACUGGAGGAACCAGAGUGAAUUUUCGACUGGCAAAUGAAGCUCUUGGCCGAACUGCGAUUAAAAAGUCACAGCGCAUAACUGCGUCGGCUAGCCGCUUUUCGGACGAACUGCACACAAGCUCGCCAGUAGUAUUUUAGCCAAUUAAAACUAAUGAUUUACAUUGAUUUUCUAGUGUUCAACACAGUGCCUUACUUCGAGCUCAAAAGUAGCUCCAGGAAAGGAAUUGCAUUUAAUUCUAUUUCUUAUCAGAAUAGCAAGUGUUUUCAGAUUG
Symsagittifera roscoffensis is the source of this 1384-nucleotide messenger RNA. RefSeq lists its product as uncharacterized. Bases 261 to 1250 code for a protein of 329 amino acids. The record is from RefSeq and is a predicted model, not a curated record. NCBI's taxonomy places the organism in Eukaryota, Metazoa, Xenacoelomorpha, Acoela, Convolutidae. The transcript is spliced from 4 exons.